AAAUUCUGCUAUGAUUGAUCAAUUAUUUAAGAAUAAUAUUUUUUAUAAAGAUGAAAUUCUGAAUAAAUUUAAUUUGAAAAAUAUUCAAGAAUCAAUUAAUAAUUUAGGUGAUACUUUAUCUAUAAUUAAGUUCUUAGUAAGUUUAAAUCAAGAUUUAAACUUGAAUAAUUUAAUUAAUAAUAUAAAUAAUGUGUCUAUAAUUAAAUCAAGUCAAGAUUCAAGUUUAAACAAUUUAAUUGACAAUAUUGAUACUAUAAUUAAAACUUCAAAUAAUAAUACUGAAAUAUUCAUAAUUGAAUCUUUAAGUUUAAAUUCAAAUUUAAAAAUGAUUGACUUUUCUUCUCAACACUUAUAUAUUUCACAACUAUUGCAAGACUUAACAAAUCAAAUU
Messenger RNA from Cetraspora pellucida, 391 nucleotides. The record is from the annotation of a GenBank genome assembly. Lineage: Eukaryota; Fungi; Glomeromycota; Glomeromycetes; Diversisporales; Gigasporaceae.